CCUCUGCUCGCUCUGUGGCGCCCUUGCCCGCCGCCAUGUACCGCUGCCUGGGCGAAGCGCUGCUGCUGUCCCGGGCCGGGGCCGCCGCCCUGAGCCCCGGGGCGACCGAGUCGGCCGCGCUGCUGGGCUGGGCCCGCGGACAGCCCGCCGCCGCCCCGCAGCCCGCGCUGGCGCCGUGCACCCGGCGACACUACAGCGAGGUGGCGGCCGACCGUGAGGACGACCCCAGCUUCUUCAAGAGGGUGGAGGGCUUCUUCAACCGCGGCGCCAGCAUCGUGGAGGACAAGCUGGUGGAAGACCUCCGAACCCGGGAGAGCGAGGACCAGAAGCGGAACCGGGUGCGCGGCAUCCUGCGGAUCAUCAAGCCCUGCAACCAUGUGCUGAGCCUGUCCUUCCCCAUCCGGCGCGACGACGGCUCCUGGGAAGUCAUCGAGGGUUACCGGGCCCAGCACAGCCAGCACCGCACGCCCUGCAAGGGAGGUAUCCGAUAUAGCACAGACGUGAGUGUGGAUGAAGUAAAAGCUCUGGCUUCUCUGAUGACGUAUAAAUGUGCAGUCGUCGAUGUGCCAUUUGGGGGUGCUAAAGCUGGUGUGAAGAUCAACCCCAAGAACUACACUGAUAAUGAAUUGGAAAAGAUUACAAGAAGGUUCACCAUGGAGUUAGCAAAGAAGGGCUUUAUUGGUCCUGGCAUUGAUGUACCUGCCCCUGACAUGAGCACGGGCGAGCGGGAGAUGUCCUGGAUCGCUGACACCUAUGCCAGCACCAUAGGGCACUAUGACAUUAACGCACAUGCCUGCGUUACUGGUAAGCCCAUCAGUCAAGGCGGUAUCCACGGACGCAUCUCUGCUACUGGCCGUGGUGUUUUCCAUGGGAUUGAAAACUUCAUCAAUGAAGCUUCUUAUAUGAGCAUUUUAGGAAUGACACCAGGGUUCGGGGAUAAAACAUUUGUUGUUCAGGGAUUUGGUAAUGUGGGUCUGCACUCUAUGAGAUACUUACAUCGCUUUGGUGCUAAAUGUGUUGGUGUUGGAGAGUCUGACGGAAGCAUAUGGAAUCCAGAUGGUAUUGAUCCAAAGGAGUUGGAAGACUUCAAAUUGCAACAUGGUUCCAUCCUGGGCUUCCCCAAAGCAAAGCCCUAUGAAGGAAACAUCUUGGAAGCAGACUGUGACAUACUGAUCCCAGCGGCCAGCGAGAAGCAGCUGACCAAAUCCAAUGCACCCAGAAUCAAAGCCAAGAUCAUUGCUGAAGGUGCCAACGGACCGACAACUCCAGAAGCUGAUAAGAUUUUCUUGGAGAGGAACAUUAUGGUGAUCCCUGAUCUCUACUUGAACGCCGGAGGGGUGACAGUCUCUUACUUUGAGUGGCUGAAGAAUCUCAACCAUGUCAGCUAUGGCCGUCUGACCUUCAAAUAUGAAAGGGACUCUAACUACCACCUGCUCAUGUCUGUUCAAGAGAGUUUAGAAAGGAAAUUUGGGAAGCACGGUGGAACGAUUCCUGUUGUACCCACAGCUGAGUUCCAAGACAGGAUAUCGGGUGCAUCUGAGAAAGACAUCGUGCACUCUGGCUUAGCUUACACUAUGGAACGUUCCGCCCGGCAAAUCAUGCGCACAGCCAUGAAAUAUAAUCUGGGUUUGGACCUGAGAACCGCUGCCUAUGUCAACGCCAUUGAGAAAGUCUUCAAGGUGUACAACGAAGCUGGUGUGACCUUCACAUAGAUGCUCCACAGCUGACUUCUCCACUCCCCUCUCCACCUGUAACUUCUGCAAACCCAUCACAAGUUUACAUGUAACCACAGAAAUCUUUCCCUAAUGACUUAGCAGAUAAUGAACACCAUUCUCAACAAGUCGAUCCAAAUCAGCCCCCAUAAAGAAAGAAAUGAAGGUGAAGUGAUCAUACACAAAGGGAUGAGUGUGAAAGUAGAAAUCACCCAUCCAUAGGGCCGGCCAUUUGUUGUGGGGUCGUGCCUUUAAAAAGUCUCUUCCAUCUGGCUUUGCUUCCCUGCUCUGUAGC
This is a messenger RNA of Chrysochloris asiatica (Cape golden mole), 2007 nucleotides long. RefSeq names its product glutamate dehydrogenase 1 (gene GLUD1). Lineage: Eukaryota; Metazoa; Chordata; Mammalia; Afrosoricida; Chrysochloridae. Gene Ontology annotation, cellular component: mitochondrion. Bases 36 to 1712 code for a protein of 558 amino acids. The record is from RefSeq and is a predicted model, not a curated record. The transcript has 13 exons. Gene Ontology annotation, biological process: L-glutamate catabolic process. Gene Ontology annotation, molecular function: L-glutamate dehydrogenase (NAD+) activity.